This is a messenger RNA of Saccoglossus kowalevskii, 1863 nucleotides long. Its product is annotated as gamma-aminobutyric acid type B receptor subunit 2-like. Gene Ontology annotation, biological process: G protein-coupled receptor signaling pathway; gamma-aminobutyric acid signaling pathway. Lineage: Eukaryota; Metazoa; Hemichordata; Enteropneusta; Harrimaniidae. The record is from RefSeq and is a predicted model, not a curated record. Gene Ontology annotation, molecular function: G protein-coupled GABA receptor activity. Gene Ontology annotation, cellular component: membrane; G protein-coupled receptor heterodimeric complex.
AUGGAGUAUAUCAAUAACGAUACAAGUCUUCUACAGGACUACGAUUUGCAGAUGAAAGUCGUUGACACUGCGAGCAAUAGUGGCAGCGCUAUGCGAGACUUGAUAUACAUCCUAGCAGAUGACGACCCGGUAGUUGGACUGAUUGGUGCACCAAACUCACACGUUUCUAUGGCAUUAGCAGAGACUACCAAAUGGUGGAACCUCAUUCAGAUUGCAUGUAGUAACUAUAACCCGGAUCUAUCUAACACAGAAGCAUUUCCUCUGUAUUUUCGAACUAUUACACCAAUCACGGCGUUCAAUCCGGCACUGUUGGCUUUGAUCCAAUAUUACAGAUGGACAAGGGUUGCUAUACUCUAUCAUCACAAAGACUACGAGACACUUGUGGGCUCACACGAGCUUCAAGCCAUGCUCACAGAUGUCAACAUUACCGUUGUUGUGAACGAAGCUUUUAUCGAUGACCCUUCUGAGCAGAUACAAAAAAUUAAGGAACUUGACAUACGUAUAAUAAUAGGGUAUUUCUACAGCCCAGAAGCUCGACGUGCAUUCUGUGAGAUGCAUCGUCUAGGUAUGAAAAGUCCCAAAUACGUGUUAUUGUCAAUUCAAACUAACGAUGAAUGGUGGCAGAUUGACGACGGUCUUACAUGUUCCCCGGAAGACCUUCUUAAUGCCUCCGAGGGAGCCAUCUUUUUUGUGUUUUACUUCGAGCGUGGCAACAAUACUAUCAAUGUUGACGUCGAUGAUUUCGGAGAAAGGUAUGCCAGGUUAGCGACUGCACUGGGCUUCCCAGAGUCGCUGUUCGCCUACCACCAGUUUGAUGCAGUGUACGCGCUGGCGCUUGCUUUGAACAAAUCUAUUGAUUCACUCGCUGUUAUUGGAAAGAAUCUGUCAAGCUUCAGUUAUGACGUGCAAACGGCUGACAUAUUUUAUGCAUCAUUGAGGGAUACUCGUUUUAUGGGCAUUUCAGGUGUCAUCCAGUUUGAUGAAAAUGGUGACCGAAUAGGACAAGUUCUUUUCAGACAAGUUCAAAGCGAUGGUCAAGUGGAGAUAUUUGGGGUAUACACGUUGUCGGAAGAUCUAUUUGAACUUGACAAUGGAUGGACAAGUGUUUCGGAUGCCCCACGUGAUAGGAUCAAUCACGUGACUGUUAUAAUUAAGACGUCUCCUGUCGUUAUCGAUUUGGCAAUAAUAUUGGCUUCUUGUGGAAUAAUUUUUUCCAUAUUGGUCAUGAUAUUUAACAUAUACAAUAGAAAGAAACGUGUAAUUAAGAUGUCAAGUCCAAAUAUCAACAAUCUCAUCUGCGUUGGUGGCGGUAUGGCGUACGCGUCGGUCAUUUUACAUGGUUUAGGAAACAAUGCCGAUUCUGUCAAGACACACGAUGCAUUGUGCAAGAUAUCGCCAUGGGUCUUUUCAUUGGGAUUCACUAUUGGGUUCGGUGCACUGUUCGCAAAGACCUGGAGAGUCCAUCGUAUAUUUACCAGCAAAACCACGAAACGCAUUAAUAUACUGGAUUGGAAUCUAUUUUUAUUCGUGGGAAUCUUAGUGUUUAUUGAUGUUAUAAUACUCACAGUUUGGACCACUGUGGACCCCGUUACUACUAACACAGUAUCCAUGGUUACACGGGUGGACGAAGAGCAAGACGCUUUAAUAUUCCCCGUACUGCGCAAAUGUUACUCAGAAAACGAAGUCAUAUGGCUAGGACUAUCAUGCGGUUAUAAAGGAAUCAUCUUGUUAUUUGGAGUGUUUCUAGCCUGGGAAACAAGGAAGGUAUACCUCAUAGCACUACUAGCUUACUCUAAUGUUACCAAUUAUACAUCAAGGUCAAAAGUAGUAACGUGUAUUGGGGCUUGUUCGGCAUCAGUCUGA